CUGGGAAGAGACUGAACCCUUGCUAUUAACAUAACAAAUCAAAGCUAAAUUCUGCCAUUCGCUGAGUGUAUGUGCUCCUACAUUAAUCUGACUUGUUGCUGCUCUCCUCACUCCAAUAUAUAGCUCUCUUCCAGCAUGGCAGGGGUUAAGCUGCUGCUAUUCUCUCUGGCUGUGGGACUAUGUGCUUAUUUUUUCUACAGCACAGAAACUAUAACUCCAGAGAUGGUACGUGGCAAGAGAGUACUGGUGACUGGGUCUAGCACUGGGAUUGGAGAGCAGAUUGCAUAUAAAUUCUCUGAAAUGGGAGCUCACGUAAUGCUCACAGCCAGAAGAGCCCAGCGGCUACAAGAGGUGGUAAAGAAGUGUCUGCAGUUAGGGGCAGGGUCUGCCAAUUAUGUGGUUGCUGAUAUGGGUAACCUGACUUCAGCUGAGAAUGCGGCCCAAGAAACUAUCAAACAGCUGGGUGGCGUGGAUUAUCUGGUAUUAAAUCAUAUAGGAGGAUCAGGGUCAUUUGGAUCUUUUCAAGGUGACAUGCAGACUGUGCUGAGUUCCAUCACUGUCAACUUCCUCAGUUACAUCCAGCUGACAUCCACGGUCCUAAAAGCACUGCAGGAAUCCCAAGGCAGCAUUGUCAUCAUGUCUUCACUGAGUGGACGCAUCGGAGCACCAUUUACAGUCAACUACUGUGCAGCCAAGUUUGCUCUGGAAGGUUUUUACAGCUCCCUGCGCAGAGAGUUCACACUCAACAAUAAAAAUAUGUCCGUCACUGUGGCUGUCCUGGGAUACAUUGAUACAGACAAUGCUUUGAAGAAAGUUGGUGACAAAGUGACCAUGGCAGCUUCAUCCAAAGAGGACUGUGCCAAAGAGGUGGUGACAGCAGCUGUCUUGCGGAAGCCAGAGCUCUUUUACCCUUUUUGGGGUAUUAAGCCUCUGGUGUUAUUACGAGAUUGGGCUCCAACUUUGAUAGGAAAAAUACUUGAUAAGUUUUAUGUGCUGGAAAAUAUUAAAUAAUUCACCUGGUGCAAUAAAAUGGAUG
Molecule: messenger RNA, 1036 nt
Organism: Pseudophryne corroboree (corroboree frog)
Lineage: Eukaryota; Metazoa; Chordata; Amphibia; Anura; Myobatrachidae
Product: hydroxysteroid 11-beta-dehydrogenase 1-like protein A
Exons: 6
Coding region: 136-1011 (291 amino acids)
Cellular component (GO): intracellular membrane-bounded organelle
Molecular function (GO): oxidoreductase activity
Source: RefSeq, a predicted model, not a curated record